Messenger RNA from Serpula lacrymans var. lacrymans S7.9, 4727 nucleotides. RefSeq lists its product as uncharacterized. The record is from RefSeq and is a predicted model, not a curated record. The transcript has 22 exons. Lineage: Eukaryota; Fungi; Basidiomycota; Agaricomycetes; Boletales; Serpulaceae. Gene Ontology annotation, molecular function: ATP-dependent chromatin remodeler activity; zinc ion binding; ATP binding. Bases 1 to 3336 code for a protein of 1111 amino acids.
AUGGACGUUGAACAUGAAGAUGACCACUCCGAAGGUCUUUUUUUUGCUGGGUCUGACGACGAAGAACAGGGAAACGGAGCACCAAUAGGUAUAAACGAUUGCACUGCGAACGACUUCCAAGCAAGCUCUACGCGUGAAAAGCGUCUAUUUCUCGAUGAUAGUGAAGAUGAAGAGCCUUGUUUUCCUCAGCAAAUUCUAUCACCAAGAAAAGUUAUCAUAAACCACGGGGGUGAUGAUUCUGAAAGUGACAUAGAAAUCCCGUCAUUUGAGGACGUGCCUAGAGCGUCUAGCAAACGUCGUCUGUCACCGCCUUCUAGCCCAGUCCCCGCGCCAAUCCCUGUAGUAUCGUUUGAAUGCGCUUAUAUUGGGUCAUUUCUGGUCGGUAAUGCUUGGAGCACUGUCAAAGGGAAAGGAUACGUGAAGUCUGGGGACAAAAUUCGCAUAGAAAGGGAUGAGCCAGACGAUGGUAGUUCCUCACGAUCCAAUCCAGGAAAAGGGAACAAGAAGGAAAUACAGAUCAAAGGGAAAGGGAAGAAAAAGCAAAUAUCAAUUAGCACCAUGUUCAAGUCACAACCUCCCAAUUUCCUAAAGAAAAAGGUAGAUACUGUGGUACGGCUCACAAAUAGUCGUGGUUUCGAAUUUGGUCGCCUGCCUCAGGAUGUUGCCUCCUGGGUAUCAAAACUCUUAGAUCUGGGAAUCGUCGACUUUCGAGGAAGUACUAUGGUUGAUUGUCCUGACGUUUUACAUUCUGGCGUGGAUCUUAUCGUAUCGUUGUCCAUUUAUAUCCGGGCAUCUGCCUUUACAUCGCCAAGUACUUCAAAAGCUCAACACUCAAAGAAUCCAUUCAAGCAGGACCAAGAAAGCUUGAGUGAACAGACACUUCGAGAGCGUAAAAGCGCUUUAUUGUCUUUGUUUGACAAAAUUAGCCUCCGACCUCGAAGUGGAGCACAGUACAAGGGAGAUAUUAGGAGUGAUGAGGACAUUGACCAGGAAGCUAUAAAGUCUAUGACCCAGCCUCCCCCAAGUUCAGCAACAAAAAACAAUAGUGUCAAGAGAGAAGUCGUUGGCGAUGGAGAGGUAAUCGAAGUGGAAGAAGGCGAAGAAUUAUCCGAUAACGAGUUGGAUAUGAUUUAUAGAAGAGCACAACGACAUGAUCAGACAAUGGGCGAAAUGGAUCCUCCUGACACAUUUUCUCUCACCCUCAGAGGAUAUCAAAAGCAAGCUCUCUUAUGGAUGCAUUCCAUGGAGAGUGGGGAGGUGUCUGCGAGAGAGGCUACUUCUAUGCAUCCACUUUGGAGCGAGUAUGCGUUCCCAUGUGAACCCCACGAAGGCGUAAUAGACUUGACUGCUGACGAGCAGCCCUUUUACUUCAACCCAUAUUCGGGAGAGUUAAGCCUUGAGUUCCCCAAGGCUGAACGCCAAUUCAAGGGCGGUAUACUAGCCUGCUCAGUGGGAAUGGGAAAAACCAUCAUGCUUUCGGCAUUGAUCCAAACAAAUCGUGAUCCGGAACCAGAAGCACUUGACGAUACCGGCAAAGACAAUUCAAAAAUUCGUCAACUUAAACUUGAUCGUGCAUUCAGGCCAACAACCCACCAGAGAAACAAGUCGACGAGCAGGCCAUCAGCAACACUGAUCGUGGCGCCAACUUCCCUUCUAUCACAGUGGUCGGAAGAAAUUCAGCGGUCAAGUGAACCUGGGACUGUGAAAGUAACCGUAUGGCAUGGACAGAAUCGUCUCGAUUUAACUGCCGCAACCGAAGAGGACAACGAAAAUGACAAAUCUAUCAAGGUCGUGGUAACAUCUUAUGGAGUACUGGCUUCAGAGCACUCGAAAAUAUCAAAGUCGGGUGGACAAUCAGCAGUCUUCCAAGUCGAGUGGUUAAGGGUUAUCCUUGAUGAAGCUCACCAUUGCAAGUCCAGAGUCAGUAAGACAGCUCGUGCAGUAUAUGCUUUACAUGCGAGAAGACGUUGGGCAGUAACAGGGACUCCUAUCGUGAAUAAACUUGAAGAUCUGUAUUCACUGCUUAAAUUCUUGGGUUUCACUCCUUGGUCGGAAUACCCAUUCUUCCGCUCGUUUAUCACAGUACCAUUCCUCGCUCGUGACCCCAAAGCGAUCGAGAUCGUUCAGGUGAUUCUGGAGAGCGUUCUACUAAGGCGAGAGAAAAACAUGCGUGACAGUAAUGGCAAACGGAUAAUAGAAUUGCCUGCUAAAGAGGUUACUGUAGAAAACCUUCCAUUCUCCUCGUCAGAGCAAGCGAUAUACGAUUCCAUUUAUAAGGAUGCUAAAAAGGACUUUGACCAAUUAAAUGCCAAGGGAAUUGUCAGUCGGAACUACACCCACAUUUUGGCGAUGCUCAUGAGAUUACGACGUGCCGUCCUUCAUCCAGACCUCGUAGCCAGUCCUACCGAAGAACCAAACGGGAAGUCGAGGGACGGUGCCGUCGACGUGGAUGAGAUCAUGAGCACUGCUGCCGACAGCAGCCGCAGCAAGUUCUUUGCAGACAGCGUGCUAGCUAACCUUAAAGACUCUGGGAAUGACGAAUGUCCCAUUUGCCUAGAUGUGAUGGAAACACCUACGAUUAUACCAGAUUGUAUGCAUAGAUGCUGUAAGGACUGCAUCAUCUCCUAUUUGGAGGCUUGUAACGAGCGAGGCGAAGAAGGCCGUUGUCCGACGUGUUCAAGGGGUCCUAUAAAAGACCAUGAACUCAUCGAAGUAAUACGGCCCAAGGCAGAAAGCUCAAGCAAUUUGCUAGAUGGGGUGAGUGCAGUACCGGAGGUCGUUCUCAGGAGGAACGAUUUCCGUUCCUCCACGAAACUGGAAGCACUGGUGCAGAAUCUUCGGAGACUGCAAGACCAAGACCCGUGUUUCCGCGCUGUCGUGUUCUCCCAAUUUACGAGUUUCCUAAAUCUCAUCGAGAUCGCAUUAGAGCGCGAACGGCUGGCAUGGUACCGAUUCGACGGGUCUAUGGACAUCAAGAAGCGGAACCACGCCAUAUCCGAGUUCAAAUCUGCUUCUCGGGCGCCCAAGGUGUUGAUUGUGAGCUUGAAGGCAGGAGGUGUUGGAUUAAAUCUGACGAAUGCUAAUCAUGUGUUCAUGAUGGAUUGUUGGUGGAACGCUGCGACAGAGAACCAGGCCAUCGACCGAGUGCAUAGAAUAGGCCAAGAGAAGACGGUUUAUGUUAAACACUUUAUAAUCGAACAUACCAUCGAAGGGCGCAUCCUUCAGAUUCAGAAAAAGAAGACAGCUAUCGUGAAAGAAGCGUUUCGUGGCAAGGGACCCGGCAAGGCAGAUCCAGAGUCUUUGGAGAACCUUAAAGCCAUCUUUGGAGACGACUGAGCCCUAAAUGUCGAGGAUAAUAUCAAUCCAGGAUUGCCUACUUAUGAGUGAGAUAUCUAUCUAAUAUUUCAAUGAGUGUUGGAGGAUGCGGAAGAGUGCAAGACUGGUGUUUGCUACAUAUGCAAACAAGUGAUGGCGUGCAAACGGUACUGGGAUUGUAUGUAGUACAUAGUACAGCAAAAUCGUGGAGAAUGGACAUGUUAGGUGCUAUGAUAAAGUGAAGUCUUGGAUGAAUACAGUCCGAUACAACGGGGUAGAAGAAAUGCUAAUGAAGUGCGAAGUGAGUCGUGAAUGGGAGAACAUCAUCCAUAACGAAAUAAGUUAGAACGUAAAGAACUGGCGAACAACGGAAGCAAGGCCAUGACCUAGUGAGACAGACCGUCGCAGACUUAUGAAAACGAUCAAGACGAGCGCUUGCAGGAUGUAUGACGGAUAGAAAAUGCCGCAAUGCCACGGUCUGAACGAAGGACUGCUCCGCGUAGUACGAUGUCGUCUGUUCGAUGUGUACGCUGAAGUAGCUCGGCGAUCUGGACUGAGAAACCCAGCGGCUAUUCUGGCCACUCUGUUGUCUCGUAAUUCGGGACACACUUGAUCUAGGCCGAGCUCGCGGAAGAGUCUGCCUAGUUUUAGGGUUUCUUGCUGGCGCACGUGUACACCUGUCGCGUGGAUGGAGUCAGUGAGGGCACAUAUCCUGCCAUGCACGCCAUCAAAGCGGUCGUCCCACCGAAACGCGAUAGCAAGCGCCGUCCAAGCUGGAAUAGACCCAACGCCGCAGCCAACCUUCCCAUUCGGGAUAUACUCAAAUGUACACCCAAAGUCGAGAAGAACGGCAGAGGCGAGGGCUUCUAUGCUCUGCUUGCACUCAGAGGCGUAGUACGAGGACGGGCAAGCGGCGAGUGUUUGUGUGAGGGAGAGAGAGAGGUGGUGGGAGAGCCAGUGGAAGGGAGUGAGGCAUGUACCUGUAGACAGACGAGUUUUGAUAAGAGAUUCGUCUACGAGGCCGUAGACACCGACGGCUGGGACAGGCGAUAAGCUCAUUCUCGAGUCGACCCUCGCCUUGCCUUUUCCAUUAUCAACGCCAAUGUCCCAACACCCACAACGUGAGCCAAAAUCAGGCCAGUCCCAAACGUCAGCGCCAAAGACUUCCUCGUUGUAGAACCUGCAGUCGUCACAUAGCCCGCUAAUGGCGGCUUGCUCGUACGCUUUGAGGGCGACAGAGGAGUGGGCGAUGAGGGAGGAUGUGAGGGUGCGUUGGAGGUGGGAGCGGAUGCGAAUGAGGAGUUCUGGGGGGAGGGAGAGGAUGGUGGUGCGGUGGGAUAAGGAGGGGGUGCACCGGGACUUAAGGUGUAUAAUUUCAUCGAAAGUGGUAGCUUCUGGGGAGACAUAGGCCA